UAGGCUGAUGUAUAUUGUUAUCAGUCCCUGGAGAGGAAGAGCUGUUAAAAGUUUACUUAUUUGGUGGAGUCUACCAAGAGUUUCCUGCAUGUAACAGCACUAGAACAAAACAAGAAACUUGUAGGACUGACGUGAAAGCACAAUGGAUGUAGAGAUCAAGAAAGGGAAGAAGGGGUUUGUGUCUCCUAUCAAACGGCUGGUGUUUCCAAAAGCUGACAAGAACAGGAGACAGCAGGACAGAAGCAGUGUGUACAGGAGACCACUGCAUUCUAUCCCCCUCUUCCCUCCAGAUUACUUAAUAGAUCCUGAGCUUCUGCUGCAUGAUUAUCUGGAGAAAGAAGUCAAAUUUUUAGGCCACUUAACAUGGGUAUCAUGUUCUUUAAAUCCAGCGAGCAGAGCCGAAGUACUACAGCUCUUGGAUACAGCAAGGCAACAAAAACAACUGCCUUUGCAAACAACUGCAGAACAGGACACCAUCCUGAGUUUGUCUGCACGCUGUCUCCUCUUGACGUGGAGGGAUAAUGAAGAGCUGAUCCUGAGAAUCCCAACCCAUGAGAUAGCUGCUGUAUCUUAUGUCAGGGAUGAUGCAUUGCAUCUACUCAUUCUCAAAACAGGUCUUGGGGUGGCUGCUGUUGCUGCUGGCGGCAGUCUGGAACGGAGACAAACAACUGGAGCUCUGCUUGAUACACAGGAGGCUGUGCCCAGUUCAGAAAUGUACUGCAACCUUGUGAUACUCGCAGUGGACAGCAGAGAUUCAGCUGAAGAAUAUUGUGCUCUUAUCUGUCAAGUAUUUCGUAUCAUUUAUGGAGAUCAGACAAUAGACUGUGUGGAUCGUGCUGGAAACAAUUAUACCUCUACACCAGACAGACGGUGGUUAAUGGAGAGAAGUGACAGUAGACAAACAGCUGAGACCUAUGGCUAUGAAGCAGAUUUUAGCUGCUGCAGUUCUUUUGAUGGAUCACAGGACACAUUUGAUCCUUACUGUUGUGGCAGCUCUUCCCCCUCAUGCAGGGAAUCACAAUUUAGCCAAGGCACAGUCGGUAGUGAGAGUGACCAGAGUAACUCAGGAGCUGAUCUGCUACAGGAUUAUAUGACAACACUGAGAACAAAGUUGACACCUCAAGAAAUUCAGCAGUUUGCUUUGCUGCUCCGUGAAUAUCGAACAGGUGCUUCAGUUGAAGAUUAUUGUGCGGAACUUCUUCAACUUUAUGGAGAAAAAAGAAAGUUCCUCCUUUUAGGUAUGCGGGCCUUCAUACCUGAUCAAGAUGCCAGCUACUUUGAGGGCUUUUUAGAAACCAUUGGAAUUAAUGAUGGAAGAGGAAUACUGACAGACAGUUUUGGAAGAAUUAAACGGAGCAUGAGUAAUACAUCAGCAUCUGCAGUCAGAAGUUAUGACAGCUGGUCUGUGCCUUCAGAAUCAGAUGGUUUUGAAAGAAUGAUUUCAAAUAUCACACAUGACAUUGAAGCUUUAGGAUGUGACGUGGAGGAUGAUUUAUUGUGAUGGAUGUAAAGUUGCCUAUUCACUUUGUUCAACUUUUCUAAUUGAUAAAUUUACUUCAGUCACUCAGUACAAUGGAUGUAAAAAUCCACAAACCUUCUUGAACCUUACGAUUAAAAAAUGUACUGUGCUAAAUGUUUAGAAUUUUCCAAAUGUUUAAAAAUAGUCAAUGCUUUGAUAAAAAUGCAGCUGAGCAGCAUUAUUAUACAAAAAUUUAAUACACGUAUUAAAAUUAUCUCUCCCCCUGCCCAUCAUAAUAACCAAAACUUUGCUCCAGACAGGCCAAUAUCUUCAUGAGAUUUUGCACAGAUGAAUUUCAAACAUCUGAGGUAAGCAUUCACACAAACAUACAGCUCAUGACAUUUUGAAGUUUAUAUGAGAGGCAGAUUUUUUUUGCCAACCUCCA
Pristis pectinata (smalltooth sawfish) is the source of this 1904-nucleotide messenger RNA. It is a transcript of the gene ccm2l, whose product is annotated as CCM2 like scaffold protein. Lineage: Eukaryota; Metazoa; Chordata; Chondrichthyes; Rhinopristiformes; Pristidae. The record is from RefSeq and is a predicted model, not a curated record. Gene Ontology annotation, biological process: heart morphogenesis. Bases 143 to 1501 code for a protein of 452 amino acids. The transcript is spliced from 10 exons.